AUGUCGUCCGGCUUCGUCUCCGCCGGAACCAACGACCAGCCCGUCGAGCGCGACGCCGAGUGGCUCCAGGCCCAGCAGGACCUCGAGGCCCAGCGCCGCCGCAGGGAGGAGGAGAGCAAGCAGACGGACGGCAAGAGCCUGUAUGAGGUGCUGCAGGCCAACAAGGCAAAGAAGCAGGAGGCUUUCGAAGAGUCCAUCAAGCUCAAGAACCAGUUCCGCGCCCUUGACGAGGAUGAGGCCGAGUUCCUCGACUCCGUGCUGGAGUCCACGCGCGCCAAGGAAGCCGCGCUGAAGAAGGAGACCACCGAGCAGCUCGACGCUUUCCGCCGGCAUCAGGAAGAGGUCGAGCGCGCCGCCCGUCUCACCGGCGCCACUGACGGAGACCAGCCCGCCGAAGAAGAGCACUGGGCCUCGGCCGGGAGGAAGCGCAAGAAGGCCAGAGACAAGGAGUCGCUCAUGGGAAUCAAGAUCCGCCGAACCUCCUCGGUUGGCGAGAAAGGCGCAUCAUCCAAUGCGUCUCCCAAGACCGACACCAAGAGCCCCGAUCCUGCAGAAAAGGAGAAGGAAAUCGUACCUUCUGCCGGCGUCUCCAAGCCGGAAAAUGUGACCAAAACGGCCACCGGGACGGGUCUUGCAGCUUCCGAGAAGACGAGUGGAGUUGUUGGCUCGACAGUACCAAAAGAGACCCAAGCCCAAAAGCCCAAACCCACACCCGCGGCGCUUGGCCUCGGCGGCUAUUCGUCAGACGAAGACGACUGA
This is a messenger RNA of Diplodia corticola, 759 nucleotides long. RefSeq names its product nefa-interacting nuclear protein nip30. The transcript has 3 exons. Bases 1 to 759 code for a protein of 252 amino acids. Gene Ontology annotation, cellular component: nucleus. The record is from RefSeq and is a predicted model, not a curated record. Lineage: Eukaryota; Fungi; Ascomycota; Dothideomycetes; Botryosphaeriales; Botryosphaeriaceae.